Molecule: messenger RNA, 684 nt
Organism: Otolemur garnettii (small-eared galago)
Lineage: Eukaryota; Metazoa; Chordata; Mammalia; Primates; Galagidae
Product: complement component 1 Q subcomponent-binding protein, mitochondrial-like
Biological process (GO): cytosolic ribosome assembly
Cellular component (GO): mitochondrial matrix
Source: RefSeq, a predicted model, not a curated record
AUGUCUGGCCUUGGCAUUGUCAUACUUAAUACAUGCCUCCCAGCCCUGCACACUAAUGGAGGCAAAAUUUUUGUUGAAUUCUUAAGUAAUGGCAUUAAGGAAAAAAAGAAAAUCCAGAAGCAUAUAACCCUCCCCAGGAUGCCUGGAGGUUAGGGGUCGGAAGUGAAUGGGACAGAAGCAUUAGUACAGAAAGUUGCCAGGGAAAAGAUCACUGUCACUGUCACCCUUAAUAACAGGAUCCCUCCAACAUUGGAUGGUGAAGAGAAGCCUUCACCAGGGCAGAAGGUUGAAGAACAGAAGAGUGAAUUGAGAUCAGCUCCUAAUUUUGCAGUUGAAAUUAUAAAGAAUGAUGGCAAGAAGGCCCUUGUGCUGGACUGUCUCUCUCCAAAGGAUAAAACUGGACAAGGGGAGGCUGAGGGUGACAUUUUCUCUAUCAGAGAAGUUAGCUUUUGGUCCACGGGCAAAUCUGAAUGGAAGGACACUAAUUACACCCUCAACACAGAGUCCUUGGACUGGGCCUUGCGUGACCACUUAAUGGAUUUUCUCCUGGAUGGAGGGGUGGACAAGACUUUUGCAGAUGAGUCAGCACAGCAUUGGAAUGGGCCCUGUCAUCACAACCCCCCUUCAGUGGGCAGUGUUGAAGAGCCCAUGCUUCCAAACAGUAAAAGUAACACAGCCCCUUGA